AUGUUUUUUCCAUAUGGGAGCAUGAACAAACUAGCAGUUUGUUGGCAAAAGGCAGGAGCUUUGUUCCUUUCAUUCUUCCUUAACAAUCGGUGUAUUCUAUGCGAUAUGGAUUGCAAAAGUGUUGUUCACCUGUCCUACAACAUUCAGAAGAUUACUUCAUGCACCGAGAACAGGUCGGGUCUCGGCGGAUAUAACGGAGACCGUCUUUCGCUUCUUGCUUACGCUAAGCCGGAUUUGCUAUCUUUCCCUUUGAGUUCUUCUUUUGUUACUUCACUAACUCGAACAUGA
Necator americanus (New World hookworm) is the source of this 288-nucleotide messenger RNA. RefSeq lists its product as uncharacterized. The coding region runs from base 1 to 288 and encodes 95 amino acids. The record is from RefSeq and is a predicted model, not a curated record. NCBI's taxonomy places the organism in Eukaryota, Metazoa, Nematoda, Chromadorea, Rhabditida, Ancylostomatidae. The transcript is spliced from 3 exons.